This is a messenger RNA of Daktulosphaira vitifoliae (grape phylloxera), 774 nucleotides long. RefSeq lists its product as uncharacterized. The record is from RefSeq and is a predicted model, not a curated record. Gene Ontology annotation, molecular function: nucleic acid binding. Gene Ontology annotation, biological process: DNA integration. The transcript has a single exon. Bases 1 to 774 code for a protein of 257 amino acids. Lineage: Eukaryota; Metazoa; Arthropoda; Insecta; Hemiptera; Phylloxeridae.
AUGUGGAGUCGCCAUGGAAUUGGAAAGUAUAUAUAUUCAGAUAAUGCGAAAAAUUUUGGUGGUGCAAACAACCAACUACAAGAAUUGAAGGAAUUGUUUUUGUCAAAAAAUAAUCAAAAAUUAAUUCAAGAUUGCCUUGCUGCGGUAAAUAUAGAGUGGCGGUUCAUUCCACCUCGCUCUCCACACUUUGGCGGGUUAUGGGAGUCAGCCGUAAAAUCUGUAAAAGGGCACUUAAUUAGAACGUUGGGAAAUGCAUCACUAACGUAUGAAGAAUUAAACACCGUUCUAGUUCGUAUAGAGGCAUGUCUAAAUUCACGUCCGUUGACGCCUUUGUCUACAGAUCCAUCAGACUUGAAAGUUCUCACUCCAGCACAUUUUCUUAUCGGUGGAUCACUAUUAGACUUACCAGAUCCAGACUAUACGAAAAUAACUCCUGGUCGAUUACGCCGUUGGCAACGUGUCACUCAAUUUACGCAACAAAUUUGGCAAAGAUGGCAAAACGAAUAUUUAUCAACAUUGCAACAUAAGUCAAAAUGGUACAAAUCAAAUGGUUCACGUCCCACAGUUGGAUCCAUGGUACUUUUGAAGGACGACAAUUUGCCUCCACUAGAAUGGCGACUUGGGCGUAUCUCAAAAGUGUUUCCCGGCAAGGAUGGCGUGGUGAGGGUUGCAUUAGUCAAGACGAAACAAGGCGAGUUUAAAAGAGCUUGUCGCAUUCUAUGUCCCCUGCCAUUAGACGAUGAAGACGGAAUACCAAAUGAUAACAUUUUGUAA